UUAUUUAUUACCACUUUGGGAGUGGGGAAGUUGAAAAGGUACAAGGCAGUCGUCAGUCUGCCACCGAAGAAAUCGCAUCAUCGUUGUCUUCGCCGCACUCCAAUCCCUCAAAAUGUCUCUAGAUCAGAAAUUUGAAGCCGCAGCUCAAGCCGUCAAAGGUUUGACAAAACGGCCAACCGAUGAGGAGCUUUUAACUCUUUACGCGCUUUACAAACAAGCCAUCGAGGGCGAUAACAACACACCGAAACCUGGAUUGCUCGAUCUGAAGGGCAGAGCAAAAUGGAAUUCAUGGGACGCGAAACGAGGAACAUCAAAGGACGCGGCCAAAGAGGAAUACAUUACCUUCGCAGAAGGUUUAAUGGCAAAGUACAAAUAAAUUUUCAAUCUUGAAGGGAUAUUUUUCUUUAUAAAGCGUAAGAAUUUUGUGUACUUUUUUCUCGCAUAAUAUUCGAUACAAAUAAUAUAUUUCCAAAAUCAAGUGAUUUCACCAUA
Molecule: messenger RNA, 492 nt
Organism: Athalia rosae (coleseed sawfly)
Lineage: Eukaryota; Metazoa; Arthropoda; Insecta; Hymenoptera; Athaliidae
Product: acyl-CoA-binding protein homolog
Exons: 3
Coding region: 113-376 (87 amino acids)
Biological process (GO): fatty acid metabolic process
Molecular function (GO): long-chain fatty acyl-CoA binding
Source: RefSeq, a predicted model, not a curated record